Diatraea saccharalis (sugarcane borer) is the source of this 585-nucleotide messenger RNA. NCBI's taxonomy places the organism in Eukaryota, Metazoa, Arthropoda, Insecta, Lepidoptera, Crambidae. The record is from the annotation of a GenBank genome assembly.
AUGGACAACAGAAUAAAAAAAUGCGAAGCGGAUGAAAAACAGUCACUGAAGUAUUUCGCUGAAGAUAAUUUACUGGGUGCACAAUGGCCUCAUGGGAUCGUGCCAUAUUAUUUGAACACCAAUGAUUAUGAUGUCCUUGUUGCUCAACGAGUGCGCAUGGCCAUGAAUAAUCUGGAAGAUUCAUCUUGUCUCAAGUUUAAAGCAAUAAAUGGACCGAGCCACUUCGCUCCUUGGUUACACAUUAGUAACCCAUCUAAAAUAAGGGACUGUGUGCAUUUGAGAGAGAACAAAACAGAUUUGGAGAUUCCUGUGGUUCUAGGCUACGAAUGUUUACAUAAACGGGAGAUCCUGCAUACCUUGAUGCACGCAAUCGGUUUCAAAGAUGAAGUGACGCAUCCACAACGGGACCAAUACGUCAGAAUCCAGUGGGAAAACAUUAAUCCAAAAUACCACCAAUUGUUUAGAGUGCGAUACCAGGAUUUCGCUCCAGUGUAUAUAGAGUAUGACCCAACAAGCAUCAUGCAUUUUCAUGAUCGGGCAUUUAGCAAAAACGGACAAGCUACUAUCGCACCUUUGGUAUGUUAG